CGUGGGGACGGAACUCCGUACGUCAGUCAUAUCGGGUAGUUAGAUCAGACACUGAGAAAACGUACUUUUCCAAGGUUGCCACUUGACAGCUCACUAUCCAUAUGACCAUGAGAUAUGACCAGUGUGCUGUGUUCCUUUACCUCUCUUCUGAAAGGAUGGAAGAUGACAGUCCAGAAGAGUUCCUUGCAGAAUUUAAGGAGAAAAAUCUAGGCGUUUGGGGAAUUGCCCAGAUAGCUGCUGGCUCUGGGUUAGCUGUCUAUACCAUGUGGGCAGGACUCCUGAUGCCAGGUUUUCGAAAGGUACCUCUGAGGUUACAGGUGCCCUAUCUCCCCGCCAGCAGGAUACAAGUGCAGAAUGUGAUGAAACUGCUGAGUGGGCGAAAGGGAAACCUUGUGGACUUGGGCUCUGGUGAUGGCAGGAUUGUGCUGGAAGCACACAAACUUGGCUUUGGUCCAACAGUUGGAUACGAACUCAACCCCUGGUUGGUUCUUCUGGCCAACUUUCACGCAUGGAGAGCAGGCGAUUAUGGGAAGGUGUCGUAUCAGAGGGACGACCUAUGGAAGGUUGACCUUACUGAGUGUAAGAAUGUUACUGUGUUUUUAGCUCCCAGCGUGCUGUCUUUGCUGCAAGAGAAAAUGGAGAAUGAGCUUCCGGAUGAUGCCAUGGUAGUAGCUGGUCGGUUUCCCUUCACUGAGUGGACUCCAUGCAGGAUUGAAGGGGAUGGGGUGGACCGAGCCUGGUCUUAUACCAUGCUAGCCCAAAAGCGGCCAGCAGGAAGUAAUUUGCUAGCUGAGCCUGAAGAGUCACCAGUUUGAAUAGGUGAACCAAGUACCUGUCUGGUCUAAGUAGGAUUAUCUGACAGAUGAACCAGUGGGAGGAAGUGGGUCAAAUUAUUUGCAUACACAUGGGUUAAACAAAAGUAGCUGACAGAAAACCACUAUUCUGUUUUUUAUGUUUAAAGAGAGGUGCCCUUUCCUUAUGGGGCAUUAUCAUUUUCUUGUGCAACUCUGUCCUAAUCCUGAUCCUAUUCAACAAUCUUGAUUGUGCUGUAUGUUCAUGAAAGAUGCUUGGAUUUUACUACACGUUGGGUCAUUUUUAAGUGUUGAGGUGGUGCUUACUGAUCUGAAUGAUUUAAUAGUGGCAGAAUAACCUAUUAUUGUAUUGUGCCAAAUGAGAAUUAUACUUUUACAUUUGAUUUAUGAUUUAAUAUAAUAUGCGCAAUAAAUUAAACAAAUUGUG
This is a messenger RNA of Esox lucius (northern pike), 1239 nucleotides long. It is a transcript of the gene antkmt, whose product is annotated as adenine nucleotide translocase lysine methyltransferase. Gene Ontology annotation, molecular function: protein-lysine N-methyltransferase activity. The transcript is spliced from 7 exons. Gene Ontology annotation, cellular component: mitochondrion. Gene Ontology annotation, biological process: positive regulation of proton-transporting ATP synthase activity, rotational mechanism; regulation of mitochondrial ATP synthesis coupled proton transport; peptidyl-lysine trimethylation. The coding region runs from base 102 to 815 and encodes 237 amino acids. The record is from RefSeq and is a predicted model, not a curated record. Lineage: Eukaryota; Metazoa; Chordata; Actinopteri; Esociformes; Esocidae.